AUGGCCUCCAAGGUCUUGCGGAACAACACCAACGUCAACUGGGUGAAGGAUCCAGGACUGCGAAAGCUCAAUCUAGGCAUCGGUUUGAUGCUCUCUGCAUCGGCUACUGCCGGAUAUUGUGCUAGUAUGAUCAACGGCCUUCUCGUGCUGCCCGAAUUCAACGACUUUUUAUCUGACCUUGACACAAAUGUGAGAGGCUUGAUCAUUGCGGCUGUCUCCCUCGGCUCCUUCCUAGCCUUCAUCCCAGCAUCCUACAUUGCCGACAAUUUGGGGCGCAGGAUCUGUGUUCUAAUCGGAUCAUCACUAGUGAUCAUUGCAUCGGUCAUUCAAAUCGCAACAUCUAACCAUUGGGUUUUUUUCAUCUCUCGCGUGCUGGCCGGUGUGGGAGUUGGAAUCUCACAGACAGCUGCGCCGUUGCUCAUUACCGAAUCGACACAUCCACGCCAACGACAAGCAUUCACGGGCUUAUACAACGCGCUUUGGUUUAUUGGGUCGAUCACAUCUGCCCUAAUCAGCUUUGCGGGACUUUCAUUGAUAGGAACCUGGUCCUGGAAACUCCCUUGUUUAACGCAAGUGUUUUAUCCGGCUCUCCAGCUAGUCGGUCUUUUGUUCGUUCCUGAGAGUCCAAGAUGGCUGGUGUCUCGGGGCAGAAAAGAGGAGGGAAUGGCUAUUCUCGCAAGAUACCACGCCAACGGAGACGAGGACGAUGAGCUGGUCCAAGAUGAAUUCUACAACAUCUGCAAGAGUAUUGAUGCUGAAUCAAGCUCAAAGUCACGAGGUUGGAUGUCAUUCUUCGAAAGCCGGAGCAACAUGCAUCGCCUGGCGAUCUGCAUCAUAUUGGGUUUCAUGCAAGAAUGGUCCGGAAAUGGUGUGGUCUCAUAUUAUCUAGCACCUAUUCUGACUUCGGUUGGUAUAUACCGCGCGGCAUACCAAGCUGCCAUCAAUAUAAGUCUGCAGGCCUGGAACCUGAUGUUCGCGGUCGGCGGAGCAAUGGCCGCAGAUCGCUUCGGACGACGAAGACUUUGGCUCAUCGCAACCACCCUGAUGUUCGUCUACCUUGCUGUCGCAACGAGCAUGAGUGGCCUGUUUACGGAGCUGGGGAUUCUGGAGGCUGGCAUCGCGGUGGUACCGAUGCUGUUCCUCUUCUGCGCUGCCUUUGACAUGGCUUACAUGCCUUUGUUUAUCGCGUACCCAGCAGAGAUUCUCCCCUUCCAGAUCCGCGCCAAGGGUCUCGCCGUGACGCUGACGACCGACUCCAUGGCAUGUUUCUUCAACCAGUACGUCAACCCAGUGGCGUUUGCGGCAAUCCGCUGGAAGUACUUUACCGUCUACUUGGGCUGCCUCAUUAUCUUCCUGUGUACGAUCUACUUCCUGUUCCCCGAGACUAAAGGUCUAUCCCUGGAAGAAGUUGGGCAGAUCUUUGAGAAGGAGAAACCCUACGAUGUGGAAACUCCCACUUCGGCUACAUCCCAAGAGCUAUUUGUAUACCCAAAGAAGAGCAGCACUUCUUCAUGA
Messenger RNA from Penicillium brevicompactum, 1515 nucleotides. RefSeq lists its product as uncharacterized. The transcript is spliced from 3 exons. Gene Ontology annotation, cellular component: membrane. Gene Ontology annotation, biological process: transmembrane transport; carbohydrate transport. Gene Ontology annotation, molecular function: carbohydrate:proton symporter activity. The record is from RefSeq and is a predicted model, not a curated record. NCBI's taxonomy places the organism in Eukaryota, Fungi, Ascomycota, Eurotiomycetes, Eurotiales, Aspergillaceae. The coding region runs from base 1 to 1515 and encodes 504 amino acids.